Molecule: messenger RNA, 810 nt
Organism: Trichophyton verrucosum HKI 0517
Lineage: Eukaryota; Fungi; Ascomycota; Eurotiomycetes; Onygenales; Arthrodermataceae
Product: short chain dehydrogenase, putative
Exons: 1
Coding region: 1-810 (269 amino acids)
Molecular function (GO): oxidoreductase activity, acting on the CH-OH group of donors, NAD or NADP as acceptor
Source: RefSeq, a predicted model, not a curated record
AUGGCUACCUACUAUGGAAAAAAUGCGGUCAUCAUCGGCGGGAGUCAUGGUAUUGGACUAGAAGUUGCUAAAACCCUCGUUUCCCAAGGUGCCAGGGUGGUCGUCUCCGGACGGCGCGCAGAACCGGUUGAGGCUGCGGCAAGGGAGCUCAAUGGACUAGUUGCCGGGGCUUCUCUUGUUGUUCAGUCAGACAUUACCUGUAUGAAGAGUCAUGAGGAAUUCGAGGAUUCCGUCAAACAGCAUUUGCUGGCCGAUGGUGACUCCUCCAUCGACUUCCUCUUUAUCAACGCUGCCUAUGCCAAUCUCAUCCCGUUCAAGUCUGUUACUGAAGAAGACUUCGACAAACACUUCAAUACCAACACACGAGGGCCCUUCUUUAUCGCUCAGCGGCUGAUACCGUACAUUCGACAGGGUGGGUCUAUUGUGUUCACCACAAGCGUAUCCAUCGGCACCGGGUAUCCGGGUAUGGCUGCAUAUUCCGCAUCAAAGGCAGCGGUGUACUCAAUUGUGCAGACGCUUGCUGCUGAAUUGGCCAGCGGGGAGAACGGCAAAGAGGGUAUCAGGGUCAACGCAGUAAGCCCCGGCUUCGUUGACACGCCGACCAUGGGAAUUAUAGGUGCAACGAAGGAGGAUAAGGAGGCAUUUGCGAAGAUUGGCGCCCAGACAUCGCCAAUGGGUCGAAUCGCAAAGCCCAUAGAAAUUGCCAAGGCCGCUUUGUUUUUGGGCUUCGAAGCCACAUAUACAACUGGUAUCGAGUUUGUGGCCGAUGGAGGCUCCAGAUAUUUGAGUACCCAGCUAGAAAGUCACUGA